This is a messenger RNA of Astrephomene gubernaculifera, 3501 nucleotides long. The record is from the annotation of a GenBank genome assembly. Lineage: Eukaryota; Viridiplantae; Chlorophyta; Chlorophyceae; Chlamydomonadales; Astrephomenaceae.
UGAACGCAUGAUGAUAACAGUCUUCUGUGACAAAACUUCGCAAAUUGAGCCUAUCUCAGAGCCCCCAGCUAUACUGAACUUAACGGCAGUUACUACAUGGGCCAAAAUUCUCGCCGACUGGCAACCUCGAUAGGGAUUUCAGACUGCGAGACACCUUUUUAGCUUGCCUAUUUCUUAACAAUCAGCCUAUGAGGGGCACCACGUUCCUCAGAAGUUGGUACCAGGAAUCACCCGUCAUGUGAUAGCUGGACACAUCUUGGUCGUGUAGGAGUAGUGGCUACUUAAAAGCCUGAAGUUCCCAUGCGGCCGUGCUUACUUCCCACUUUGGUUGUUCUGGGAAUUCUCACGUUCGUUGUUGGGCAAUCAGAGAAAAUUGUACGCUCCCUCACAAGUGGAGUAGCAGACUUUAGCGCAUUGCAAUUAAGUGCGCAAAACUGGACGGGUUCGCCUAUUGUACUCUACGGCUCUCGUCGCUUCCUGCCCGUUGCCAGCACAGAUGGUAACGCUUUGGACUUGAACUACCAAUCCUCUACAAUGUUGCUUUUAGCUUCUGGUGCUGCCAUUGAAAUUACCAUGGCGAAACUGACUGGAGUUCGAUUAACGCAACCGUCUUCUUCGCCAUUUCGGCUUAUGGCAGUAUCGGUCCAACCAUCUGCAUCGCUACUACUAAGCAACGUGGUACUUGAAACAGAUUGCGGAACACUCAGGACGUAUCAGGAAUGGUACACGGCUGUGCAACCGGCCAACAUAUCACUGAGCUCUUCCGGUGACCUGCACAUUGUCUCCUGGCAGCAGCCGGAUAUCAGCCUAUCCAACUGCACGUUAAACUGUCAACGUCCACCAACCCUCCUACGUACCUCCCUCUACAAUUCCACCGCAACACGUGAUGCGAGCAGCGGCGGUAGCCUGGGCAGUGGCAACAGUAGCAAUAGCACGGACAGCACUGCUCCUGCUAACACCACAACCACUGUGGUUGUGAUCACCUCACAACUGGACCUCUAUAAUGCACUUUGGCUAGCUCCGUCGUACAACGGUGGUUUCGGCUCCGUACUGCUGCUGGUGCGCUGCAGCAUGGCGCUUACCAGUCCGCUAUGGUCGGCGCAGGGGGUGACACUCCGCCGCAACGUCUCCAUUGUGGGGAGCGUCUAUUACGCUUCCUUGUACGGCAAUGACAGCAUUGCCGGCGCCCUUGCAAACAGCUCUAGCAGCAGCGGAGAUGGCAGCAGCAUCAGCGAUGUCUGGGGCGAUGCAGCUGCGUGUGAUGCCGGGAGCUGGGUGCUAGGAAAGCCGGUGCUAGACCUGCAGGAUCUCACGGGUGUCGUACACACCUCGGACGACAGUGUCGUACUGUCCCUUCGCGGUCUGGCGCUGAGUAACGCUGGCAUGGUGUUUGGCUACGCCCCGGUGCCGUACAGCAGCCUGGGCCUGGUGAGCUCGCUACUGUGGUUCUUUGAUGUGGUCAGGAGCCUGGCGCCCAGGCCGCCCUACCAGCUGCAGCUGUCGGAGUGCGACAUCAUCUCAUACGCGCAGGACAUAGAGCACCUGACCCUGUGGGCCGCCUUCCUGACCGCCACCGCGGGCCCGCUGGCGGCGGUGGCGGAGCCGUACAGGCUGGGCGUGUCGGACAUUGUGGUUGACAAAACCGUUACGACAGCCCUCCGGUUCACCGAGCUCACCGCCUACGGUGUGUCGUACCAGAACGUCAGCAUUGCACCCCAGGAGCACGUGCUCGGGCUGCUGUCUGCUGCUGCUUCUAGUGCUGCCACGACCACUGAUGCCACUGCCGAUGGUACCGACAGCAGCAGCGAUGGCAGUACUGGCAUCAGCACUAGCAGCAGCAGCACUGGCAGCAGUGCCGCGGUGGUGGGUGUGCCGCUGACCGCCCGCCACCCGCCCCAGGCGCUCUACCGACUCAACAUCCCCUUCAACACCACCGCCGUGGCCGUGUGGUCGCAGAACGACAUGCAGGCCGCCCUAGCCGACGUGCAGCGCCUGCCCCCCUCCGGCUGUUCCUCCCGCACCAACACCACCGCCUUCCUGCUCCUCUUCCAGCACAUCUCCCUGGAUGCGGCCAAGUGGCCGGCGGGGCCGGGCGGCUUCAGCCUGCCCUGCAACGUCACCAUCAGCGGAAUCAACGACGCGUCUGCGCCGGACGGCACGGUGCUGAACUACAACCUGCUGCCCAGGUUUGCGUCGCCAGCCAGCGGGGCCUUCCUGACGCUCAGAUCUCUCACGCUGAUAAACAUGCCAAGUCAGCGCGGCACGUACGACCUGACGGAUCUGACCCAGAUGACGUUACCGUUGUGGCCCGUGGGUCGCUCCGCUGGAGCUCCGACAGCCCCGCUCAUCCUCCGCGAUUCCACACUGGUCCUACCGCCCAGGGAGUACGAGCUGGCUGCGACAACCCUGUUACGGGACCCUACUGGCAGCAGCGGCAGCAGCGUCUUUCCCCUUCGCACCAUGCUCCUCAACGGCUCCGUAAAUGCUGUGGUGUCGUCCAGUGCGCAACACAAGCUGACCCUAUCCUGCCUCACCGGUCUCAACAUGUCCGCAACAAACUUGGUCAUUGCCGAUACGACAUCGUACAGCUCGUACGGACCGCUCCUGGAUUCGAUAGUGUACGGCACAGGCAAUGUCUCGACUCAGUCGCCGUUACCGCCGUCGCCGUCGUCGUCAUUGGGGCGGCAUGACGUCAGCAAACAUCAUUGCGAUUGCGGUUGCAGUACCGUUGGCUGUCGUUGCAUUAGCAGUGGCCGGUGCCGUUAUCGCUGUUAUCGUAUUUCGUCGUCGCUACUGUCGCUAUCGUGCUAAAACCGACGGCUGCAACGAUGCGGCGGCGGCCGCUGCUGACGGCGGCAUUGUCGUCGCUGCAGCUGCCAGUGGCGGCGCUGUCGGCGGCGGCGACGGCGCAGUCAGUGGCGCGGGUGGCGGCGGCGGCGACAUCAAGUUGGUAUGUCGCGGUACGACGGGAGGCAGUGGCGGCCACUCGCCGUUGUUCCGUACGAGCGGCGACACCACUGAGGAUACGGGGGAGGUUUGCCGGGAGACUGCUGGCGUGCUGGUGCCCAAGGCCUCCGGCGCCUCCGACUGCGACGCCUCCUGCGACGCGGCGGCGGUGCUGCCGCCCCCCGCCCCGCCCCUGCACGUGGAGCUGCACCAGCUCAUACUGGACUUUGCGCGGGAAAUCGAGGACAAGCACCUGACCAUCCACGAGGCUCUGGGGAGCGGGGGAUUCGCCACCGUUUACCGCGGCACCUGGCGCGGCAUUGACGUAGCCGUUAAGAUCAUUGAGUUCCGCGACCGGGCGGCUGGCGACGAGCGACUGCAGGCGCGCGCCAUGACGGAAGCCGCCAUCGCCGCCAACAUCCAGCACGCCAACAUUGUGACGACGUAUUCGUACGACAUACGGCCCUCCGUACCGAACGACGGCGGCGCGGACACGCCCAGCAGUAGUACGCUGCUGGGCAUAGGGCCCUCCCCGGAAGGAGCGGGGGUGGCGGG